Messenger RNA from Priapulus caudatus, 5975 nucleotides. Its product is annotated as little elongation complex subunit 2-like. NCBI's taxonomy places the organism in Eukaryota, Metazoa, Priapulida, Priapulimorpha, Priapulimorphida, Priapulidae. The transcript is spliced from 15 exons. Gene Ontology annotation, biological process: positive regulation of transcription by RNA polymerase III; snRNA transcription by RNA polymerase II; snRNA transcription by RNA polymerase III. The record is from RefSeq and is a predicted model, not a curated record. The coding region runs from base 173 to 3175 and encodes 1000 amino acids. Gene Ontology annotation, cellular component: transcription elongation factor complex.
AAGUGAGGUGUAAAUGAAAUAAUUUGUACGGAAAAGCAGAAUUACCUGCUCAUAUACAGGGCAUAAGUUCCACACGCACGCCGUAUUGGUCAGCACUAUAACAGGUUAUUCUGUUUGCAUGGAACAACCAACAACACCCCUGUGCAGUGUCUUUACUUGGUAUUGGUGAAUCAUGGAGGAAAGCACAGCAUUCUGUACAGAGGAGGUCUUUUACCGGUAUUCCGUCACCUCAUUCGAAGACAAGCUCAUGAAAAAAUACCGUGAGUUAGAAGAAUCGAGACUGCCAAAGGUGGCCAACGACAGCCGUUCUCAUGCCGAUGCCAAGGCCUCGAGAAGAGAUAGAAUCAAGGCACAACAGAAACGUCCCGGCAUCAGUGAAAUAACGGAGGAAGCUUUGCACGUGAGUCCUGAGCAUGGGGCGGCGAGGAGUCACGGUUACCCAUGCCCCAAAGUGCCUUACCCCAGACGAUCUGAACUGACACAGGAUCAGAUGGCAAAGUACAUCGCUUUGUACAAUAUGUACCAGAACUACACACCGCCUCAGCAACCGGAUCCACUCGUUGUCAUGAAGAUGUUGGAGUUCAGGGAUCUACAGCAAAUUGUUUUGAGAGAGCAAGAGGAAUUUAUGACGUAUCUGAAGUUUGCAGCUAGAAAGUGCACCGUCGAUUAUUCGUUUCUGCAUCCAGAAGCAGCAAAAUAUGUUCAGGAGAGACGGGUGAUGCUGCGUCGGAGGGUGGACGACUACCCGCGCUUCUACCAGCUCUACCAGACGUCAUCGUUCUCCAGCAGCAGCAGCAGCAGCAGCAGUGUAGGGAAGCCAGAAGAUAAGGCGAUGCUGCAGCACGAACGCAGCCUCCUACGCAUGGGAAAAGUUCCGAGGAUGAUUUUGAAUGUACCCAUCAAAUUAACCCAGAAAUACGACGUGAUAUCGAAGAGGUAUCCAUGUGUACGACAGCAUCACUGCGACACCAUGUAUACAAAACAGCCAAUAAGCAAGGACAGGAAUGCAGCGAUGUUAGCAACGAAGCAUCGCACGCAUGUGGCCAUCACCUCCGCAGGCCUACGCGUAUUAUGCAACAAUCUUCCUCCACAUUUCAGCCACCAGUGGGAGUUACCAGUCACCGUCAGAGAAUCUGUGAAGCCAAAUGGUCCACCGUUCAAGAUUGUGUUUGUUGACAAGCCAUUACCUGCAAAUAUUGUAACAGCUAAACAGAAGAAUUGCCUCUUUCACAAGUAUGCUCUUAAAGCAAGACUGCUGCAUCCACACCAUAUAAAGGCACACAGGUUUUCAGGAAGUGAGGGUGAAGUGAGUGCUAAAGAAACUUCAUGUGUUAGUGUGACCGCUUUGUUGGACGUGAGCAAUAAUGGUGCAAAUAGGUUGGAGCAAGUGGUCAGUGAAACUUUACCUCGUUCAGCACCAGGUGUCAGCACUGUGUCACCCGACAAGAGAAGACGUCUGCCAAGUGAAGCAGACGCCGAUAACGACAUUCGUUUUGGACACAAUGUGAACAAGAAGGCUAAGCUACCGUCUAACACAGAAGUUUGUGCUUCUGGUACAGAUGCUGACUCUUUCAAUCUUCAAAAAUCACCCGUACAGAUCCUGAUGCAUGAUCACGAGAAUGGUGGUAUUGAUCUCAAAGGUCAGACAAAGGUCGAUUCCCCAACGCAAGAUAUCGCCAGCAAAUCCGAGGACACGUCUGCGGGGGAAGAAGAUGCUCCUGCAGAGGCAACUUACUCGUGCUCGGACACCGACGAGGAGACAACUCUCACGAUCGACGUGGGUAGCGGCGGCGACGGCAGGUCCGACGAGUCCGGGCCUUCAAGGCAGGAACCUCAGCGUCAGCUUCCCACGCGGGCCAGGACCCAGUCCAGCCACGAAGCACAAAAUCAAGGAGCGAAUCGUGACACGCGGCGACAGGCCGAGAGAUGCUGCAGGGUGGACGAGAACACAAAGGCAACGCUGGACGAGAUAGCACGCCUGCAGCUGAAGAUGACGGAGGUUUCGCGGAAGCAGGCAAACACCUCAACAGAACACCAGUCGUGUCCAGAGAGUGAUCUGCUGUCUGGAGAUAAAAAAGAGGAGGAGGAGGAGGAGGAGGAGGAGGAGGGUGGGUUUCUCCAGCCACCGGAGGAUGAUAAUGUCACCUACUCGCUCUGCACGCUCGGUGAUAUCCGGUUGCUCGUGCGUUGCUCUUAUCACGGCUCGCAGCGACGGGAAAAUCCCACCGAGCCACAGUUUGUUCACCUGGUGCCGAAACUUGAGUACCAGCUCAGCCACGGCCUGGAGGAGAUGACACAGACGGAGAAUCUCGCAGAGUGGCUAAGCCUCGUCGUUAGACCCCACUGCAGUCUUCUCAGAGCGAGGAUAAAUCCGCACACCGCCGACGUGGUCGCGCACGACCUCAUCGGUCUGGAGAACGUGACCAAUCGCAAAGUUUUCGCUCCCGCUCAGGCGACGUCGGCACUGGCGGCCAUCUUGGAAAAGCUGGUGUCUCUCCCUGCAGGCCAGUACAUAGUACAGCACUCCCCUGGUGACGGCCACAUAAGGAUGCUUCGUAACACGGAAGCCAAUAAGAGAGGCGUGUACGAUCUGCACGAGGAGUACGGGACCGGCGAUCGCGACGCAGACCUCACACCUAAGGAUGUGCCGUGGGUCGCGAUCGAUCCUUCAAUAUUCACCCAGCAGCAUAGGCAGCACAAUAGAAUUCCCUGCACGUUCGAUCCAGCCGACUACGUUGAGCCACAGCAGUUCCAAUCCCCGACCAGGGCCAGUCGUCACACGGGUCAUCAGAAAAGACGUGGUGGCCAGGGAAGGGGUAGGGGGAAAUGCAGGAAUCAAGGAGAUAUGCAAGAAGGGCAGGGCAGGGGUAGGGGGAAAUGCAGGAAUCAAGGAGAUGGAAUCAAGGAGAUAUGCAAGAAGGGCAGGGCAGGGGUAGGGGGAAAUGCAGGAAUCAAGGAGAGAUGCAAGCAGGGCAGGGUAGGGGUAGGGGGAAAUGCAGGAAUCAAGGAGAUAUGCAAGCAGGGCAGGGCACGGAACACACAAGAGGAAGGGGCGGGCGUUCAGGAAAAGGAAAGAAGAGAGGCGGUGGACGAGGGCAAAGCGGUAAAAACCACUAGAGAUGGUUACAUAUUGUACAUUGGUAAAUAUUGUACAUUGGUUACAUUGUGGAUUUAGAAUUUGCAUGCUUCUUCAUGAUCAUGUUUUUACGGAGUCAUUGCAUGUAGUAUUACAAUUCCUUUAAUGAUCUAGGUAGCAUAACACAACGUAACAUUAUUUAAUUACCAUCAUUUUCAUUAACAUUAAAGGGCUCUUGAUAGUGUGUUCAAAGGUCAAUAACUGAAUUCUCUGUGUAAUUAUUUUAUGCUCAAAUUAAACUGAAUAUCAGUAAUAUGAAAUGUUAUAGCAAUUUAUUAAUGUAAAAUUUUUAUAGUUUCAAUGCUAGACUGAAUACAUCCACCUGAACCAAUGCUUACAUUCUGAUGUGUCACACGAUAGUGAAAGAAGUGUAGUGCAUCGUACAGCUCUCACCAACAUGUGCCAGAUUGACAGGUAUAUAUAGUUCACAUCCAUAUGAUUACAUAUAUAUAUAACAUUUUAUAUCUCCAUCAGUGCUAUCACACCAUAGAUAUAUAUACAAACACAUGUGUUUGUAUAUAUCUGACUAUGAUCACACUCAGUGGUAAAAAAGAUGUUUUCAUCACAACGUUUGUCAUAGAAAGGUGGAACAAGUGUGCAUAAUAUACGAUAUUUUAUUUACAGAUUAGACGUCCCCGUUUAAAAAUAAAAGCCCACCAACCCCAUAAAUUUUCCACCGACUGCAUCAUAAUAUACAUUUAUCAACAUAUCUGGGUAUUAUACAAGUAACAGAGAAUUACUGUUAAUGCAAUUAUCACAAAGUAUAUGGCAAGACCAGACUGCGUAGAACGUCCAUCCACAUUAGUUUUUUUCUGUCAACAUCUUUGUCUAACCAUACCAAACCACAAGCAUGUACCUUUUAGAACAAGCGAGUAUAACCAAACUAAAAACCAUACACACUCACAUAAAUUAAUGUCUAUUGCUCAUUCACACAGAAUACUAUUUGGCGGUGACUCACCAUCACUUCGUGUCGAUGACAUUUUUCUCGUAACCAAUUCUGGUAUAAAAUAUUCAAACGUACACAACUUAACACACGCUCGUUUUUGAAAUAAUCUUCAUGAAUCGCUAUGCCAAUUUUAUGAUAAAAAUGGUGAAAUUAUUACCAUUAAUUAUACCACUCAAGUCCACACGUGGGUGAAGGAUGCCAAAAUCUACACGACAGAAAUGUGAGUCUCAGUCAUUGCUAACAGGAAAACUGACAGUGAGAUAGAAGGUCUAACUUGAUACAUGCUUAUGAUCAAUAGCCACCAAAUUCGCCACUAUCUGUACAUAUACACUUUUGCAUACACUUUUGCUACAACCACGCAUGGUUACCCAGUAGUGAGUACAAGGGAUAAUAUACUAAUAUACCCGAAGAAGGUAUUGCACGCACAAUAACACGGACAUUCCCAGUCCGUUGCAUGUUACUUACAUUGAGCUGAUUACCUGUAAAUAAAACGCAGCAUGCUCGUGUUAAUACAAGAAUGACGAAAGUAAUAGGUAGCUGUUCCAUAAUCGUCAACCUGUCAACAGUCAUUUUGAAAUGACGUGUGACAAGGAUAUGAUUGUGCAAACUAAAGAAAGAGCAUCCACUUCUCUAGUAUUAGGCAAAGUGGUCCGCAUAUAUAAUAAUAUAAGGCUAUACAACCAUACAGAGCCCGUUAUUGCAAGUUCAUCUACAACCGAUUGGAUUUAGCUGAAGUUUUUUUUCUUUAUUUCAUAGUUGCUGGACUCCCAAGUUACCUGCCGCUGCUCUGCACUUGCAAAAACAUAGCAUACACCAACGCACCAAUGUGCAUAAUAUGAUUUACAGCCCUACUUGGCCAAACCCCAGCUGCUUAAUGGUAAUGAUUGCAUAAACGUAUGCAGGUAAACAUGGCAAACAAAUAGUAAUCCACACCACCGACAGGUUUCGAUGUUCCAAAUUGGUAUCCCAUGUUGACUUUCGAGCGAGACUUCAGGUGAGUCCGAUAAAAAAAAACAAGACCGUACAGUACUGUGACUUGUGACAUUCAGAUUGUCCACAAAACGCAUUUACUUUAGCCGUGCACUGUAAGUCACGUUAUCCUGAACACCAUAUCACAUAACCUGCGGCUAUUUACAAAAUGAUUGUCGAAUUGAUGACACUGCAUGUUAUCGUCAGACACGCAGGAGUAAUACCAAGGUGUAAUUAUGCCUCUCCUGUUUACUUCGCACUAGAAAUAGCAAGUCACCAUAGUACCACGAACCUAUGAAUACUAACUCGGUUAAAACUCUGGUUUUAGUCUGGCAUUCUGUGGUCUGGCCACGCCCAUGGUCCAACCCGCAAUUCUUCCGUGCAGAAAUAUUACAGGUGCACGAAAAAAAAACUAAAUUUGGCAGCAUGAAUGAUUUCUUUCUCUCCUUUAUUCUAUUAUCCUUUCUCUCCUUCCAUUCUCAUCUCUCUCCUACCUUCUAUUCUCAAUUCUCCCCUACCUUCUAUUCUCAUUUCUCUCCUACCUUCUAUUCUCAUUUCUCUCCUACCUUCUAUUCUCAUCUCUCCCCUUCCUUCUAUUCUCAUUUCUCUCCUACCUUCCAUUCUCAUCUCUAUCCUACCUUCCAUUCUCAUUUCUCUUCUACCAUCUAUUCUCAUUUCUCGCCUACCUCCUCUCCAUUAUUCUACCUUUCACGGCAUAUCAAUAAGUACGUAGAGUGACCUGGUAAGACUAAGCAUUAUAUAACUAGGCGUGUUUACAUACGGAGUUCGCAAGAGUCAAAUUUCGAGGUCUGGUAUUUUCUUUAAUACUGCACUUCUAAUCCACACACUACUAAUCCCAAGGGUGACAGAUUAAGGAGUUUCAACUGUAUACAUAUGUUCAUAGUAAAUUCCUGCAAAAAAUUU